Perkinsus marinus ATCC 50983 is the source of this 558-nucleotide messenger RNA. RefSeq lists its product as hypothetical. The record is from RefSeq and is a predicted model, not a curated record. Lineage: Eukaryota; Perkinsozoa; Perkinsida; Perkinsidae. The transcript has 6 exons. The annotation marks the transcript as partial.
AUGCUAGCAUUCGCCUUAUAUCUUUGUUGUGAUUAUCAGGAAGCCUAUGGACACGAAUCGAAUCUUAUCCGAUGUUGUAUUAGAUGGACACCUAGUAAACAACAACAUCCUAGUGAGAUUCCUAUUAAAAUAAAGGGUACCUAUCUAAUAGAUGAUAAAUGGGUGGGACUAUUCCCUCAAGCCGAGUUUGGCGGUCCAUUUGAUGAUAUACCACUAGAAGGCAUCAAGAGAGGGGAUGCCACUGGUUAUCAUUGGAAUGCUAUGCUUCUCCGUCCUCCUGGAACGGCUCUCUUCAAAUUCGUCCUUCCCAAUAGUGAUGAGGUUGUAUGUGAAGCCCUGCCCAAGAUUGGAAAGACCGAGAAGGAGGAGGGAAUACAUAAUAUUAUUCACUUCAAAUGGGAUGCACCAAUAACAGAGGAUCCUCAGUGUGUGUUUGAUAAGACAAGUACAGAUGUUAGCAGUGCAGAUGAUGAAAGACCUACGGAUCCUCGAUUUAAAGAAGAUUGGGGAAAGUUGAAGUUGUCUUGGUUAAUCGAGGAAGAUGAGGUUAACGUGAAG